AUGGGCUCCCGAAAUAAACGAAAUGAUGACAAGAAGGGCGAGGAUGAACUGCACUCAUUAGUUGGAAACUUAGUUACAUCUAUAUGUACCUCAGAGGAUUUCCUAACUCGACUCACCGACACCAUAGCUUCGAUAAUUGAAAGGAAAUUCUCUAAACAGAUAGAGUUGUUGAAAACUGAAAACACCAAACUGAACAAAAAAAUCGAUAGUCAGGAAAAAGUGAUUUUGUCAUUAGUCAAUAGACAAGAAAAACUUGAGCAACAAGAUAAAAUGAAAAAUGUUCUGAUUUUUGGAGUGAACGAAAAUGAAAGGGAAAAUUGUAGUGAAACUGUAAAGACUAUUUUCAAAUCUAAAAUGAAACUGGAAAUGAAAGAUUGUGAUCUCGGAGUCAGUUAUAGAAUUGGGAAAAUCAAUAAAAAUAAAAGUAGACCCAUUAUUGUCAAAUUCUCCAACCUAUAUUCGAAGAAUAUGAUUUACGGCAAUAAAAAACUUUUGAAAAGCACUGGCAUAGUCAUUCGAGAGGAUCUGACGUCAUCGCAACAAACACUGCUGAAAGCUACAUUGAAAAAAGUUGGUUCUACUGGAAGUGCCUGGACAAAUCAUGGAAAUAUUUUCGUUAAGCUCAACGAUGGAAACGAAACAUCUCUGAUAAGAUCAUUCGAGGACCUUGAAAAUCUUUGA
Molecule: messenger RNA, 681 nt
Organism: Phaedon cochleariae (mustard beetle)
Lineage: Eukaryota; Metazoa; Arthropoda; Insecta; Coleoptera; Chrysomelidae
Source: the annotation of a GenBank genome assembly